Molecule: messenger RNA, 4763 nt
Organism: Corythoichthys intestinalis (scribbled pipefish)
Lineage: Eukaryota; Metazoa; Chordata; Actinopteri; Syngnathiformes; Syngnathidae
Product: piggyBac transposable element-derived protein 4-like
Exons: 4
Coding region: 2889-4514 (541 amino acids)
Source: RefSeq, a predicted model, not a curated record
GCCUCUGUUGCUGCGCAUGCGCAGAGUGUUUAAAAAAAAAAAAAAAACGGUUGAGUAUUAGAGUUCAUCCUACGCCGAUUAUUGUUGCGCAUGUAUUUGCUCAAAUCGGCUGGUGAUAAGUUGUUGUGUUGCCGGCUGGAUAGAUUCCAAAACCUUCCAUCACCCUUGGUCGAGCAGUUUAUUCAACAUAGGAGGCCAAUUGCCGUUGAUCACCUCUCGACGACGCACCACUUGACACCCGGCGAACAAUCGAGAAACGGCAAAGGAUGCGUGAAAAUAUUAGAAUAUCAUGAAAAAGUAUACAAGUAGGCUAUUCAACUAAUCACCUGAAUCAUCUAAUUAACUCGAAACACCUGCGAGGGUUUCCUGAGCCUUAAAAACACUCAGCUUGGUUCACUAAACUAAAUCACAAGUAUGGGGAAGACUGCUGAUCUGACUGCUGUCCAGAGGACCAUCAUUGAUACCCUCCAUCAGGAGGGUAAGACACAAAAAGAAAUUUCUCAAAGAGUAGGCUGUUCACAGAGUGCAGUUUCAAAGCAUAUCCACAAAAAGUCUGUUGGAAGGGAAAAAUGUGGCGGGAAACGCUGCACAACCAAGAAAGAUGACCGCAGCCUUAACAAAAUUGUGAAGAAGAGCCGCUUCCAGAAGUUGGGGGAGCUACAAAGACAGUGGGCUGAAGCUGGAGUCCAGGUAUCAAAAGCCACAGUUCACAGACGUGUCCGGGAAAUGGGCUACAAUAGCCGUAUUCCCAUGGUCAAGCCACUUCUGAACUCAAGACAACGGAAGCGUCUGACUUGGGCUAUGGAGAAAAACACUGGACAGUUGCAGAGUGGUCCAAUGUCCUCUUUUCAGACGAAAGCAAGUUUUGCAUUUCAUUUGGAAGUCAAGGCGCCAGAGUCUGGAGAAAGGCUGGAGAGGAGCAAAAUCCAAGUUGCUUGAAAUCCAGUGUGAAGUUCCCACAGUCAGCAAUGGUUUGGGGAGCCAUGUCAGCUGCUGGUGUUGGUCCACUGCAGGGGUGGCCAUUACGUCGAUCGCGAUCGACCAGUCGAUCGCAACGCUAGUGUAGGUAGCUCGCAGCAUCAAAAAAAAAAAAAAAUUUUUUUUUUUUUUUUUUUUUUAAAUGUACAUAGUUAAUUAUGUUUUGUGAGCAAACAUAAUUUACCGUCCAUUUUUUAUUUAUAUUUUUUUAAACGUACACAGUUAUUUGUGUUUUGUGAGCAACAUAACGCCGUAUGUUGCUCUUAAGGUAGAUCGCGGGAGGUUGUCUCAUUUAAAAGUAGAUCUUGGAGCAAAAAACUUUGAGCACCCCUGGUCCACUGUGUUUCAUCAAGUCCAGAGUAAAUGCAACUGUGUACCAAGAGAUUUUAGAGCACUACAUGCUUCCAUCUGCUGAAAAGCUCUAUGGAGAUGAGGAUUUCAUUUUCCAGCAUGAUCUGGCACCUGCCCACAGUGCCAAAACCACCAGUAACUGGUGCACUGACCAUGGCAUCACUGUCCUUGAUUGGCCUGCUAAUUCCCCUGACCUGAACCCCAUCGAGAAUUUGUGGGGUAUAGUUAAGAAGAAGAUGAAAGACACCAGACCUACAAAUGCAAAUGAGCUGAAGGCCGCUAUCGAAGCAUCCUGGGCAUCAAUAACACCUCAGCAAUGCCACAGGCUGAUUGCCUCCAUGCCACGCCGGAUUGAUGCAGUAAUCCGUGCAAAAGGAUUCCCAACCAAGUACUGAGUGCAUCAAUGGACAUUUUCAAAUGUUUGAUUUAGUUGUGCUGUUAUAAAAUUAUUUUUUUACUUGGUCUGAGGAAGUAUUCUAAUUUUUUGAUAUAGGAUUUUUGAGGUUUCUUAAGCUGUAAGCCAAAAUCAGCAAUAUUCAAAUAAUAAAAGGCUUGAAAUAGUUCAGUUGAUGUGUAAUGAAUCCAGAAUGUAUGACAUUUUUGUUUUUUUAAUUGCAUUACAGAGAGUAAAGAACUUUAUCACAAUAUUCUAAUUAUCUGAGACAGUCCUGUACUUUGAUUGUUAUAAUUCUCUUUUUUGUCGUACUGUAAAUCCACAAUUCUGAAUAAAUUCUGGACAAGGAUGCUGAAUAUUAGUAGUGGACCUCUGUGACUACUCCCAAACUCAAAACUAUGCAUUUUUACGGAUCAAAUUUGAAUUAAAAGUCCUACAUGUAUACUUUUAUCAGCUUACAGUUCUUAUUUUUGUGGUACUGUAAAUCCACAAUUCCGAAUAAUUUCUGGCCAAGAAUGGAGAAUAUUAGUAGUGGACCUCGCUGACUACUCCCACACUUAAAACUAUGCAUUUUUACUACACAAAUAUUUAGAAAAUUUGAAUUGGUAGUCGUACAUGUGUCCAUAAUUGAUCAUGUUAUAGUUCUCUAUUGAUAGUGUAACGAAUUCCCUGCGGAAAGCGACCUGCCUCUGUUGCUGCGCAUGCGCAGAGUGUUUAAAAAAAAAACGGUUGAGUAUUAAAGUUCAUCCUACGCCGAUUAUUGUUGCGCAUGUAUUUGCUCAAAUCGGCUGGUGAUAAGUAAGUUAUGAUGUUCGCCACGUAUUCUGCAAUUAUGUUGUUGUGUUGCCGGCUGGAUAGAUUCCAAAACCUUCCAUCACCCUUGGUCGAGCAGUUUAUUCAACAAAGGAGGCCAAUUGCCGUUGAUCACCUCUCGACGACUCGCCACUUGUCACCCGGCGAACAAUCGAGAAACGGCCUAGGAUGCUUGAAAACGAGCAUUACAGCUUAUCAAAGGCCAUUGAUACAUUCCUGCAUUUUAAACAGCCACACCCCCUCACUUGAGUACUGGAUGUAGCCUUAUAUAAAAAUAAAGGGUGCCUCCAAACUUUCCUCAGUAGAAGGAUUGACGUUGUAGCACCGCAGACCGAAUUCAAGUGAAGCCAGGAUGCCGCAAAUCAGCAGUGGUCAAAAAACUUUGGAGAUGGUCCUGAGUGAAGUCGACCCCGUCACUUCCGAUGGAGAAGAAAUGGAGCCUUUUACAUCUGGUGAGGAGGAGGAGGAGGACGACGGUGAAGAGAACACUGCGCUGCCGCCUGCACAAAAGAAAGCCCGACUGGAGGCGUGUACCGGGUCAGAACAGACGGCCAAAGAUGGCACAGUAUGGCACGAGCAAAAUCUGGGUUGCCCUCUCCCUCACAGCCCCGUUGAAUGUUACUCCGCGGAUGGGCAACCAACUAUUCCCGUCCGUCAAAAAGCGACAACCCGUUUGGAGAGUUUCCUUUGUUUCAUCACUCCGGACAUGCUUCAAUCCAUUCAGCGUUGGACUGUUCGGCACGGAAAGGACACAGAGGACAACUGGUUUUUGUCCGUCUCUGAGCUAAUGGCGUUCAUCGCCAUCAUCUUCUUGCGGGGAAUUACCAAGCUUCCGGCUUUACGAGACGCUUGGUCUGAAAAACUCGGAAACCCCGGCAUCAUGAUGAUCAUGAGCCGAAACCGUUUCCAGGACAUCAUGAGACACCUGCGCUUCGACGAUAAGGAGACGCGCGCCAAACGAGUCGAGAAGGACAGGUUCGCCGCCAUCUCCGAUCUUUGGAGUUGCUUUGUCACGAACUGCAUUUCGUCUUACGACCCGGGAAGGCACAUCAACGUGGACGAACAGCUCCUCCCGACUAGGACUCGAUGCAGUUUCUUGCAGUACGUUCCGACAAAACCGGACAAGUUCGGGAUCAAGUUCUGGGCGGCGUGCGACCUGAAGACGAAAUACGUUUGCAACAUGAUUCCCUAUCUCGGGAAAGACCUUAACCGUCCCUCGGAGGUGAGACCGGAACGCGACGUUGUGAUGCAGUUGAUGGAGCCAUUUCUGGAUCAAGGUAGAACGGUAACAACCGAUCAUGUCUUCACAUCGAUGGAACUCGCCAAACAACUCCUUGAACGCAAGACCAACCUCAUCGGAGCAAUCAAGAGGAUUCGCCGGGAGCUUCCCGAAUCGACUUUGGACCUUCAGCAAUACAGCACUCAAGUGUUUUCUACACCCGUUGCGGCGCUGACGGUCUACGCCGCCAAGCGUAAGAAACCUGUCUACAUCCUUAGCACCAUGCACGACGUUGUGGAAACUAACAAGACUGGCAAAAUGAAACCAAACACACUACUCGACUACAAUAAAACCAAAUGCGGCGUGGACGCCAUGGACCAGAUAGUGCGAAGUUACACCGUGCGCGCAGGAACACGGCGCUGGCCCGUCGCGGUGUUUUACAACAUGUUGGACAUUGCGGCGCUGAACGCACAAGUUUUGCACCAGGCGUGCACGGGCGUCAACGAAAGACGGGUGGACUUCCUGGUGGAGCUCGCGAGUGAGUUGGCAGACUCCCAUCUGGUAGAACAGAGCGCCAACGUGAAGAACCGUCCUCGGGAACGACCCGCCACACCGGAGCCUGGGAAGCGUGUGAAGUGCCAGGUGAAAAGCCGCUGCAACAGCAAUAAUACCACCAUGCGCUGCGUCGACUGCUCCCGAUUCACUUGCGGGAAGUGCAGGAAGGAGUUGGUUUGCAAGUGCAACGAUUGUGCGGCAUAAAGGACAGAGGGUGGAUACAUUUGUGUUUUCUAUAUUUCAGAGUUUAGAGUGUGAUAACUGUUGUUUGAAACCUGUGCAAUCAAUCAAUAAAUAAAUAAAUUAAAAAAGAUUUUUCCCAUUCGGGAUUUUUUUUGCCAUGUGCCAAAAUUGAUUUUGCCAUGUGGCAUUUUUUUGCCAUGUGGCAAAAUGGAUUUUGCCAUUUGGCUUUUUUUUUUUUUUUUACCAUGUGGCAUUUUUUUACUGUGUGGC